UUAGCUGCACGGGUCAACGGAGCGACUCAGUUGCUGUGAACGCGGUGUAUUUUUAACAUAUUAUCAGUGUAAUGGCUUACUAAGUUCACUGUUAUGUGGCUAGUUUGUCUUUGUGCCGCUUGGUCCGAAGAGACUACAUCAGUUCAUAGUCUCAUCCCAGUAUCCCACACCAGUCUAUUCACUGCAUCUUGAACUGUGAGUACCUCCAAUGCCGAACACGCCUGAACCUCCUGCUCCAUCCCCGCCUGGGCCUGUAGUGCAGACCUCCCUUCAGAGGACAGCUAAUGUGGGACAGGACCCUCUGCUCAGCCCUUUGUCCCGGGACGCCUACAGAGCGAGAAGGGCCUCAAGUGCGGAGCUGCACCUGCCAUGGACCUGCCCUGUCACGCACUCCAGGGAGAAGUUUUACACAGUUUGCUCAGAUUACGCCUUUCUUAAUCAGGCGGCCUCUGUGUACCCCAGUAUCAGCAGCAGGACUGGGGGGUCGCUCAAAACGGAGGAUGAGCCCCUCCUUAUUAAGGCCAAACCCUCACAGGGGUUCAGUCAGAGCAGAGCAGUGGAGUCAGAUGAGGACUGUGACAUGGAGGUGUCCGCCAACACUAAACCCAUUUUAGCCUGGGAGAUAGACACAUCUGACUUCAGAGCUGUGCCCACCAGAAAACUCAGAACGAGUAAUGUGAAAAAGUCCAGCACAAAAAAGAUGAAGUCGUCAGUUCGACCAGUCAGAAACCUGCAGGACAUCCCUCCUCACACUUCACUGGAUGACAUCAAACAGAGGAAAGUGCUUGACCUGAGGAGAUGGUAUUGCAUCAGUCGGCCGCAGUACAAAACCUCCUGUGGGAUCUCCUCUCUGGUCUCCUGCUGGAACUUCCUCUUCAGUACUUUGGGAGCAGGCAGUCUACCACCAAUUUCUCAAGAAGAGGCACUGCACAUUUUGGGUUUUCAGCCUCCAUUCGAAGAAAUCAAGUUUGGUCCUUUUACAGGGAAUGCUACUUUAAUGCGCUGGUUCAGACAAAUCAAUGACAACUUCAGAGUCAGAGGCUGCUCCUACAUUUUGUACAAACCUCAUGGGAAACACAAGACAGCAGGGGAAACUGCCGAAGGGGCGCUGAUGAAGCUGACCCAGGGGCUGAAGGAUGAGUCCAUGGCCUACAUCUAUCACUGCCAGAACCACUACUUCUGCCCUGUGGGGUUUGAGGCCACACCUCUGAAGGCUGCCAAGGCCUACAGGGGCCCAUUACCAGUAACUGAGAUGGAGCACUGGAUAUUGAUCGGUGAGCCAAGUAGAAAACACCCAGCAAUUCACUGUAAAAGGUGGGUGGACAUUGUCACUGACCUGAACACACAAAACCCUGAGUUCCUGGAUAUCCGUCACUUAGAGAGAGGGAUCCAGAGACGCAAAACUAAAAAGGUGGGGGGCAACCUUCACUGCAUUAUUGCCUUCCAGAAGGUGAACUGGCAGAAGAUUGGCCCCUGGGCUUUGAAUCUGGAAACCCUACGGCACGACUUCCAUGCCCAGAACACAGAGGGGGUCCCUGGCAGCGAGGAGGAUGACAACCGGUCCAACAAGCGCCUGUCUCAUCUGGGACGCUCCCACAGCACAGGCUGCCACAAGGAGCAGAGCUGGAGACGGCCACAGCACUCUGAGUUCAGACAGCGCUCCCCUGACAGUGAGCUGGAGGAGGACAUGGUGGACUGACGCACAAACCACACUCAACAUUCUGAGUCUGGAAACAAAAGCUGAGAGGCUGAAUACACGCUGCUGACUACUGCAGGUUUAUGUAUAGCUCUUUCAUUGAGUGGUACGGGUCAGGUCUAUGUGGCACAGUUAAUCAAAAUUUUAAUUCAAGCAACUCCAGCAAAGCUUGGAUUUUUAUUGUACUGUGUCCGAGAGAUUUUGUGUGCUAGAUUUUUGCGGUUCAGCGUCUUUUGCAAUUUGCCACAUUUUUACAUUUUGUAAAUAUAGUGUUUUAGUUGACUAAUUCAAAGAUAACCAUGCUUUUUUAUUAUGUAGAAAUACAAAACAUAAAGAAAAGAAUGGAAGAAUAUUACAAAUACAAAACUCAGCUCUUCUGACCCUAUCUGUACCACUGCAAUGAAAAUAAGGUUUUAUUAUUGCUGGCCAGAUAAUGUUUGUGUCUCUGUUUGUUUGAGUCCAGUUUUGACUCUGUUUUAUGUCAAAUAUUGAAAUUGAUUUGUCUGUAGUGAUUUAUUUGUGAAGCAUUUGUUUUAGUUUAGUUUCUCAUUAGUUUGGCAGCUUAAUACCAGCACAUUUCAAGGCACAUUUUGUAUCUUUUCCUGACUUCAGUGCCAUCCUAGUCUGCCAGUUAUACAAUAAUAAUAAUAAUAAUUUUUAUAAUGCACUAUACAUUUCAAGGACAUCUCAAAGUGCUACAACAAGUAGAUAUGUCAGAGUUUAAAAAACAAUAACAAGUAUUAUAGCAGUAUCAUCAUAACAAAAUACCCAAAACAUCAAAAUGGUAUUAAAAGAACGUACCUGUAGUCGAAGUAAAGAGCUGAACUGGUCUGUUUAUGAAACAAAAAACUUGUAAGGUAAAGGUUCACAACAUGAUAGUUUGGGUUAGUGCAUUUAUAUAAACUGUAUGCACGUAAGGAGGUAGUUAUGUUAAUCUGUAAAAUGUGUGUAUAUUAUCUCGAGUUAUGCAAGAGAUAUUCAUUUUCUACAUAAUGCAGGCCUUACGUUGGUACAUUGCAAAAUGUAAUUGUAUUUAGGAGUAAACAAAGCCGUAAAUAAGAAGGUUUCAAACACAUAGCCUACUUUUGCUUUGAAAAAGAACAUUUUCUGCCUAUCCAGUGCUGCUCAGAGAGGACAAACAGAGACAUUUUAUAUUCUGUUUCAGUACAUAGUUUGCAUAUCAUAAUCUUUAGCAUUUAUAAACUUCUUUGAAUCGUAAUGUGGGGGUUGUUUCAUGCAUUUUACCUGAAAAGCAACUGGAGAACUUUUUACUUCAUUUAUUUGUGUUAGGAGACAACAGUUCCUGCUAGGCUACCAUAGUUCCUCAAACAGAGGGUUGAUAUGAUAUAUAUAUAGUAACUAAAUUUGAAUCAUCACAACUAAAUAAUAUUGUAUACCCAAUUUUAACAUGGGAGUAGUUUUCCCAACAUUCAGAAGUGAAACUAAAUUAUCACUGGGUUAAAAAGUAACUGCUAACGUGGUGUGACUUCAAAAGGAGGAAGUCAAGUUCCACUCUUUAGUACAAAGCAAAGAGUGUACACUGUAACCAGACUGUUGUUUAAAACAUAAUUUAAAUAUAUAUAUUUUUUUUUGUGUUUGAAAAUCUACUUUUCCUUAUUACAGAACCUCCCCGGUUUCCACCAGCAUUGCAUGUUUCAUGUCAUCUGUAUGACUCAGAAUGUAAUGAUCAAGUAUUGACAUUUUCAGGAAAUAUUCGCAAUGGGCUAAAGAUAGAUUUUGUUUAGUCUCCUGAUAUCUUGUGUUGAGACAGUCCUGUGCAAUAUCAACCUCAUCUAGAAAAGGUUGCUAAAGCAACAUAAGAAAGAUAUCUGGGUUUAGUGGCAUGUUGGAUACAGCAUCCCCUUUAUGACAUUAUCCGUCCCUGGUCAGAUGUUGUAGGAAUAACAUGGCAUUUGUUGCUUUAGUGACAUGUGUAAUGGGCUUUUCCAGUCAGUGAUGCUGUGAACUGUGUUGUGAAAGAUGUUUUGACCUUUUCCUUGUGUUUUCUGUAAAUCUACUACAGCUAAAAUGUUUAAUUUAAAAAGUCAGAGAGAAAUGAUUCCAAAACAUGAAAUUGUAAACUGCAGGUUAAAACUGCAUGUGUUGUUAAUAUUUAUUAACCUUUGUCCACAUCUGUAUUGCAUUUGUUUAUUAUUUUUCAAUAAAGUAAGAUUUUCAUAAUUGAAUACCAAA
This is a messenger RNA of Boleophthalmus pectinirostris (great blue-spotted mudskipper), 3889 nucleotides long. Its product is annotated as basic immunoglobulin-like variable motif-containing protein. Lineage: Eukaryota; Metazoa; Chordata; Actinopteri; Gobiiformes; Gobiidae. The coding region runs from base 209 to 1699 and encodes 496 amino acids. Gene Ontology annotation, biological process: nucleotide-excision repair. The transcript is spliced from 11 exons. The record is from RefSeq and is a predicted model, not a curated record. Gene Ontology annotation, cellular component: nucleus. Gene Ontology annotation, molecular function: DNA endonuclease activity; single-stranded DNA binding.